Molecule: messenger RNA, 1995 nt
Organism: Biomphalaria glabrata
Lineage: Eukaryota; Metazoa; Mollusca; Gastropoda; Planorbidae
Exons: 1
Coding region: 1-1995 (664 amino acids)
Source: RefSeq, a predicted model, not a curated record
AUGAAAGAAAGUUCAAUUCCUUACAGCGGCUCCAUCUACCUUGACAUUCCUUACAGCGGCUCCAUCUACCUUGACAUUCCUUACAGCGGCUCCAUCUACCUUGACAUUCCUUACAGCGGCCCUAUCUACUUCGCUAUUCUUUACUGUGGCCCCAUCUACCUUGACAUUCCUUACAGCGGCUCCAUCUACCUUGACAUUCCUUACAGCGGCGCUAUCUGCUUCGCCAUUCUUUACUGUGGCCCCAUCUACCUUGACAUUCCUUACAGCGGCCCUAUCUACUUCGCUAUUCUUUACUGUGGCCCCAUCUACUUUGACAUUCCUUACAGCGGCCCUAUCUACUUCGCCAUUCUUUACUGUGGCCCCAUCUACCUUGACAUUCCUUACAGCGGCCCUAUCUACUUCGCUAUUCUUUACUGUUGCCCUAUCUACUUCGCCAUUCUUUACUGUGGCCCCAUCUACCUUGACAUUUCUUACUGUGGCCCUAUCUACUUCGCUAUUCUUUACUGUGGCCCUAUCUACUUCGCCAUUCUUUACUGUGGCCGCAUCUACCUUGACAUUUCUUACUAUGGCCCUAUCUACUUCGCUAUUCUUUACUGUGGCCCCAUCUACCUUGACAUUUCUUACUGUGGCCCUAUCUACUUCGCUAUUCUUUACUGUGGCCCUAUCUACUUCGCCAUUCUUUACUGUGGCCCCAUCUACCUUGACAUUCCUAACUGUGGCCCUAUCUACUUCGCCAUUCUUUACUGUGGCCCCAUCUACCUUGACAUUUCUUACUGUGGCCCCAUCUACCUUGACAUUCCUUACUGUGGCCCUAUCUACCUUGACAUUCCUUACUGUGGCCCCAUCUACCUUGACAUUUCUUACUGUGGCCCCAUCUACCUUGACAUUUCUUACUGUGGCCCCAUCUACCUUGACAUUCCUUACUGUGGCCCUAUCUACCUUGACAUUCCUUACUGUGGCCCUAUCUACCUUGACAUUUCUUACUGUGGCCCCAUCUACCUUGACAUUCCUUACUGUGGCCCAAUCUACCUUGACAUUCCUUACUGUGGCCCUAUCUACCUUGACAAUUCUUACUGUGGCCCCAUCUACCUUGACAUUCCUUACUGUGGCCCCAUCUACCUUGACAUUUCUUACUGUGGCCCCAUCUACCUUGACAUUCCUUACUGUGGCCCCAUCUACCUUGACAUUUCUUACUGUGGCCCCAUCUACCUUGACAUUUCUUACUGUGGCCCUAUCUACCUUGACAUUCCUUACUGUGGCCCUAUCUACCUUGACAUUCCUUACUGUGGCCCUAUCUACCUUGACAUUCCUUACUGUGGCCCCAUCUACCUUGACAUUUCUUACUGUGGCCCCAUCUACCUUGACAUUCCUUACUGUGGCCCCAUCUACCUUGACAUUCCUUACGGUGGCCCCAUCUACCUUGACAUUUCUUACUGUGGCCCCAUCUACCUUGACAUUCCUUACUGUGGCCCCAUCUACCUUGACAUUUCUUACUGUGGCCCUAUCUACCUUGACAUUCCUUACUGUGGCCCCAUCUACCUUGACAUUCCUUACUGUGGCCCUAUCUACCUUGACAUUCCUUACUGUGGCCCUAUCUACCUUGACAUUUCUUACUGUGGCCCCAUCUACCUUGACAUUCCUUACUGUGGCCCUAUCUACCUUGACAUUCCUUACUGUGGCCCUAUCUACCUUGAAAUUUCUUACUGUGGCCCCAUCUACCUUGACAUUUCUUACUGUGGCCCCAUCUACCUUGACAUUCCUUACUGUGGCCCCAUCUACCUUGACAUUUCUUACUGUGGCCCCAUCUACCUUGACAUUCCUUACUGUGGCCCCAUCUACCUUGACAUUUCUUACUGUGGCCCUAUCUACCUUGACAUUCCUUACUGUGGCCCCAUCUACCUUGACAUUUCUUACUGUGGCCCUAUCUACCUUGACAUUCCUUACUGUGGCCCUAUCUAUACGCCCCCCAACCACACACUUGCAUGGCAUUGGUGA